UUUCAACCUCAGCUCACCAUCCAGUGUGAUUAUGUUCAUACGACAAGAAGGCAAGAAACCCAGCACAGAUUAUUGGUACAGCAAUUAUGAUUACCAUAAUCCCCACCAAACCACUCGCAUUCAAGUCACCAUCUGUAAUCACGCCACUAUAUAUUACUAGUAAUCCCCAAUCCUCUUUUUCUCCGUUUCCAUUUCCGUUUCUCACUUCCCCUCGCCUCAAAUUCUCACAUCGAAGAAGACGCAGUUUUCAGGUUCAGGCUUCUUCUUUGGUCCUGCCGCUUCUCCCCUUCCCCAUUGAUCAGGUACUUGUUCCAUCAGAGGGUAAAACUCUUCAUCUCUAUGAAGCAAGGUAUAUAGCUCUCCUGGAGGAGUCUUUGUUUCAGAAGAACAAGCUCUUUGUACAUUUUGUGUUAGAUCCAAUUGGGAUUACUGGUUCAUCAGGAGAAGCAUCAUUUGCUGCUCGAUUUGGUUGCUUGGUCAUAAUAGAGAAAGUUGAACGUCUAGACAUUGGAGCGUUAGUCGAGAUAAGGGGUGUAGGUCGAGUAAAAAUAUUGGAAUUAAAACAGGGACAGCCUUAUCUCACAGGCGAAGUUGCACCACUGCAAGACAAUGUUUUGCACAAAAUGACAGAAAUAAGCUCCAAAAUUUCGGAAUUGAAACAAGCUCUUCAUAGUUUGACUAUCUUGGAGAUAAAGUUGAAGACCCCAGGGGAAGCACUAUUGCAAACACAAACCGUAAGUUCUCUUAAUUGGGCUGAAAAGCAAUUACCAUUGGAAAGCAUCACAGAUUUCAUUCCACCUGUCGCUGAGCGUGUUUCUUUUGUAGCACUUCAACCAAUUUCAGGUGCAACUCUAUCGGAACUGGCUAAGUUACAGAGAGAAAAACUGGCUGCAAUGGAUAUAAGAGAUACAAUAGAAAGACUGGAUAAAUCUAUUGAACUAACUAAACACAACAUCUCCAUGUCAGCAGCCAAGCUUGCUAUUCAAUCUCUCGACAAGCGUUAGGCAUUGUAAAGUUGUAUAUAAGAUAAAGGCAUAAAGCUUAUUAGUGUCCAUUGUAAUGUAACUCCGGUAAUACGUAUUAGUGUUUAACACCAAUUUUAAAAGAAAUACCCAUGGUGAUUUAUUUGGGGGUUUUAGCUCGUAAAUCCCUUUGGCUAGUUAUACGGUUCGGUCUUCAGUACUAUACUAUACUUUAGACACUGCGCUUCCUUUUUAAAGCUUAUCAUAUCAAAGACUUGUCUGG
Messenger RNA from Erythranthe guttata (spotted monkey flower), 1245 nucleotides. RefSeq names its product ATP-dependent protease La (LON) domain protein. The record is from RefSeq and is a predicted model, not a curated record. Lineage: Eukaryota; Viridiplantae; Streptophyta; Magnoliopsida; Lamiales; Phrymaceae.